This is a messenger RNA of Chelmon rostratus (copperband butterflyfish), 2534 nucleotides long. It is a transcript of the gene pus10, whose product is annotated as pseudouridine synthase 10. Gene Ontology annotation, biological process: tRNA pseudouridine synthesis. Lineage: Eukaryota; Metazoa; Chordata; Actinopteri; Chaetodontiformes; Chaetodontidae. Gene Ontology annotation, molecular function: pseudouridine synthase activity; RNA binding. The transcript is spliced from 18 exons. The coding region runs from base 175 to 1836 and encodes 553 amino acids. The record is from RefSeq and is a predicted model, not a curated record.
UUUUGGAUGAACAUGUUAGCAAGUACCUGAACCCUGCCUGUUUCCUUUACUUUAUAUCUCCGUGGGUCAACUAUCACCGUGUCUGCCAUCGUUUGCACAGAGUACCUGUCCAGUGGCUGAUGAAGUAAUCAUUCCAGCACGAAUGUGGGCUGACCAGCUUGUGUUUCCUGAUGAAUGUCUCUGCACCUCCUGCAGCCUGCAGUCAUGCUGCCACUGAAGGAGAAGGAUAAACCCAUCGUUCAGAAGUUGCUGUCAGCCGGCUGCUGCGCCCGCUGCGUCCUCAGGUUCUGCUGUGUGAGCGUUCAGGCAGCCUAUCGACAGCCCCAACAAGAUACACUCAAGGAACUUCAAGCUUUUAUAAGCAAUACAGAGAACACCAAAUCCCAAGAUGCAGCAGCAGCAGCAGAGUCCACUGAAGGAAACAACAAAUCCCAAGAUGCAGCAGUGUCAGAACCACCUGAAGACCCACCAAGUAAAAGAGCAAAACUGGAGCCCAGUGCGACUGGUGCUCUGUCAGAGGAAGACACUGCUGCUGUGGUCAAACUGAAGGAUGAAGUGUCAGGUGUGUGUGUGGUGUGUUUGGGGAUCCUACAGGAACUCUGUGGCACACCUCAGGCUGUAAAGAUCGCUGAGGCAGUGACAGCAGAAAAGUACGAGUUUGACAGCCUGGUGCUGUCUGUCUCUCUGCCUGCUCAGCUGUGUGUCCGAGAGCACUCCUGUUGGCUUCAUGUGAAGAAGGAACUGAGAGAGAAAAGUGUUGCAGCGGACAAGGACGACGUCAUCCAGGUGAAGGAGGCAUUCAAGUGGAUCAUGCAGGGCCCGGUCACCAAAGAGCUGGGGGGCGUUGCUGUGGUUACCAGGAGUUUGUUCGAGGUCGGCAUAGAGUUCACUCACCCAGAGACAGACGCCGACUGCCACUUCCUUGCGUCAACGUGUCCUGACUGCUUCAAACCCACCAAGAACAAACAGUCGGUGUUCACCAGGAUGGCGGUGGUCAAAGCUUUGGAAAAGAUAACUGACGCCAAGUUUCUAAAACACUACCCUUGUCCACCAGCACAGCCGACCAGCAGCUGCAUCCCUCAGGACGUCCAGUGUCUCCACGUGUCUGUCUUUGUGGCAGGGAGGUACAACAAGUUCUGUCGCAGUCUGCCUCAGACUCCCUGGGUGAUCGAUGGCGAGAGGAGGAUGGAGUCCUCGGUGGAGGAGCUGAUCGCGGCACCCAUCCUGACUUCCUUCAGAGCCAACGGAUUUAAUUUCUCAUCAUCCGGCAGAGAGGACGUGGAUGUCCGGACUCUUGGAAACGGUCGUCCGUUUGCGAUGGAGCUGCUGAACCCUCACAGAUCCAGACUGAGCAAAGUGGAGAUGAAGCAGCUACAGGAGACCAUCAACAAGUCUUCAGACAAAAUCAGGGUGAGAGACCUGCAGAUUGUUACCAGAGAGGCCAUGAGUCGGAUGAAGGAGGGAGAGGAGGAGAAAACCAAGUCGUACACAGCGCUCAUCUGGACCCAGAAACCCAUUCAGAGGGAAGACAUCACCUUCAUUGACGACAUCAAGGAACUGACUCUGGACCAGAAGACUCCUCUGAGGGUUCUGCACCGGCGGGCGCUGGCUGUUCGUCAGAGAGUCAUCCACAGCAUGAACACCCGCUUCCUGGACUCCCAUCACUUCUACCUGGGGCUGAAGACGCAGGCUGGGACUUACAUCAAAGAGUUUGUCCAUGGAGACUUCGGUCGCACCAAACCCAACCUGUGCCAACUGCUGAAGACAGAUACAGACAUCCUGGAGCUGGAUGUGGAGUCUGUGGACGUGGACUGGCCUCCAUCCAUACCAGAGUGAACGCUGCCCUCGUCCCGUAUCCAUAAGGCCACGGCUUCGAUCUCACUGAGACUGAACCGGUUACGUCAGCUGCCUAGGAGCUCUAGACUAAACCACCGACCAGUUUCAGAGACUGAAAAUGUGUCGGUGUAAAGCAGGUUGGAGUCCUGGUCUCUUUAUGUGUUGGUUCUGGGUUUGCCUUUAUGACGGGAUCCUUACUUGUUUCACUAGAAAACACGUUCUAGUGGUCUUGUUCUGUUUUUCAGGCAGGUCAUUUUUUUUGCAAGGCUGUGAGUCUGUGGCCAUGCAGCCAAAUUAAGGAUUGAAGUUCGUUACGCCUGAACUGAAUGGAUGAAAAGUUAGAGUCAACUUUUUUUUAUUGUUAGAUCUUUACCGCCAGUGUCCCGAGGCUGGCACCACAGUUAUGGUCAUGUUAGCUAAAUCUAAAGGGUUUAUUCUUUGUAUGGAGGUCAUUGUAGGACAUCUCAGGCUGGGCACGGUCCGCUAGCAUUACUGUCCUCAUGCAAACCUGUAAUUCUGCAGCAGGUUUUAGCUUCACAGGUUUUUCACGAUCUCACAGGUGAUGACUGUCGGUCUGAAAAUAACUGACAAACCAGUGUUUAAAUCUGAGAUUUCAACAACCCAAAUCAACAACAAUUGAUUUAAAAAAAAAAAAAAAAAUUGAUCUUUCUCCCACAUAGGCUAUGCUAACAUUAGCA